Messenger RNA from Tigriopus californicus, 1323 nucleotides. RefSeq lists its product as uncharacterized. NCBI's taxonomy places the organism in Eukaryota, Metazoa, Arthropoda, Copepoda, Harpacticoida, Harpacticidae. Gene Ontology annotation, molecular function: protein binding. The transcript has 2 exons. The record is from RefSeq and is a predicted model, not a curated record. Bases 267 to 1151 code for a protein of 294 amino acids.
UGAAGUCAAUUGGUUCAUUGUUUUGCCUUAUUCAUCUACUGACCUAUUCCCUGGCUUUUGAAUUAUGCACUGAAAGUCGAUGCUAUCCCGUGUAUCAGGAUAAAGCUCCGUUUAUUAAAGAUGAUUUCUUGAAACUACAUCAUUGCUUUGGACUUUUGCACUUGAAGACCAUUGCUAACUUUGAGGAUGGACGCCUAAAGGUUAAGGAUUUGGAUAGGUGUACAUUUGAAUUUCAGAAUUCGAACACUUCCAUCGAAGUUUUGCCUAUGAGGAAGGACUUUCAAUUUUGCUCAUACGGUACCGAGGAACCAACGUGCAUCACCAAUUCUCAACAAAUGGCACCCAAACGAUUACCUCCACUCCCAAGUGGUGACCCUUGGUUGUCUCAAUCAGUGGGCCAAAUCAGCUCAGGGGUUUUGGUAUGUGGUGGCUUUAAAGGCAAAGUUGACGAUCCUUCAUUGUGCCACUUAUUCAACCAAACCUCUAAGCAAUGGCAAACGUUCCCGCAUUUAUUAAUUGGUGCUGACAAAUCCCUCAUGAUUAGCAAUGCCGAAAAAGUAGCCCUGAUUGGAGGACGAAUAAGCAAGAAUGAAGGCACUAAAUCAAUUCAAAUAUUCAAUGGAACAGCAUGGAUUCUGGGCCCAGAAAUGAAUACUAAAGGCUGGGGUGCGAAGAGUGUUGCACUGAAUCAGUCCCAUCAUCUGGUUGUGGGUGGCUUCGAACCCUCUCUACACUUUAAUAACGAUGUUAUCCUCUUUGACUUGGACUCCGAGACCGUUCAUACAAUUGCAUCUUAUCCCCAAUCUACAGUAAUUGUGGGUGCUAUGAAGUACUCGCAUGAAAGAAAGGACUUUGUGAUAUGCUUUGGAGAUCAGUCUACUCCCGUGGAUAAGAUCAUUUAUAAACUGGAUUUGGACCACUUCACAUGGAGCAAGUUUGAGGGAGAAACUCCUACGACAUUCGUAGCUGGGAAGUCAAUGGCGAUUAGUUCCAAUGUCAUGUGGAUUGCAUUGGUUUAUGACGUACGGUGGGAGGCAAGUCCAUAUCAUUACAAGUUGACCAUAGAAAAGGGUCAGGCUAAAUGGGACAGAUUGCCUUCUUUACCUAUCGGAGUUGUCAUUGGAACCCAAGAAACAGAGCUUAUUGAGUGACUGAGCUCAUUAUACAAGGACUUGCAUUACUCCCCAAACCAGGUCCAUCAAGCAGCCUAAACUUAAAGCGGAGAGGGAAUAGAUAAAUAUUGUGUGAUAUUAUGUGUGACAAACAUAACAACUAUGAAAUUAUUUUACGAUUAAAAUCAAAUAAACAUAAGGUUUCAAAGGA